UUCCCGACAAAACACACACACAAACCGAUCUAGAACGACAACGGACGCGCCAGAGAGCUCGCUAGCGGAAAGGAAAGCCAGCAGUGUAUAGUGUGCAGUGAGAUUCUGUGUGAAACAAGGUGAAAGAAUGAAGCUAUUCGUGUGUGGUUUGCUGUUGGUGGCAGUGGUGGCUGUGGCCAGAGCCGCCCCAAUGGACGACGGAAUGCAGCAGCACGGUGACGCGAUGAUGGUGAUGCUGGUGGACGAUCCGAUGAUGCACGAGCAGCAGCCGCAAACGCUGGAGGAUAUGGUUGCGGUUUACGAUCAGCCUGAGAUGGAUUCGAUGGGCGAAAUGGCACGGGAGAAGCGGCACCAUCGAUAUGGCGGCGGCUACGGAGGCUAUGGCGGCUACGGUGGUGGCUUCGGAGGAUACAGAGGAGGAUACGGUGGCUACCGGGGUGGGUACGGCGGUUAUGGCGGCUUCCGUGGUGGAUAUGGAGGAUAUCGUCGGGGUGGAUUCCACUGAGCAUCCAGCGCUGUAUGAGCUGUAAAGUGUAAAAUAACAAAAAAUUAAAAAAGAAA
Molecule: messenger RNA, 561 nt
Organism: Anopheles gambiae (African malaria mosquito)
Lineage: Eukaryota; Metazoa; Arthropoda; Insecta; Diptera; Culicidae
Exons: 2
Coding region: 128-505 (125 amino acids)
Source: RefSeq, a predicted model, not a curated record